UCCAAUACGAAACUUCCUGUGGCUCAUCUGUCUGUCGCUAUGAGUUGUGACGAGAAGAAUAACAAGCGAAGGAAGAAGCGUUCGAAGCAGAGUUCGGAAGCGAAUUCGCACGCUCCGAAAUCAGUCGAAAAUCGUGAGGUAUGUAGGCCGAACAUUAAGCACACGCAAUGCAGUUUUCACUAAAAAAAAAAAGGAUCAACACUAUCAGAAGUGGGUUUCAGGUGAUGUACAUCUGUUGUUUUGACGGUAAUUUUCUAUUUCCGUCUAGCUUUAGUCUUGGCCUUGGUGGUUUGCUCAAAAUGGAAUGUUUGUUUUUCACUUAGACGUCUUUCAUGUUAGUUGCAUGGCUUUGAAAUGGGUUCCAUUUCUAUCUAUUUACCUCCAUUAAACACGACAUAAAUUAUAAAGCGAUGAUUUUGCUUGGUUUCGUUUCGGCCAUCGCGAAAAGAAGGAUUUUUGUUUCGCUUCAACAGACACUGCCAUUUAGUUGGGUUUCUGGCAUCGAGUCAUUAUUUUCAGACUUUCAUAUCGCAUGUUUAGACGAGGUGUCAUGGAGGUUAUUUAUCACUUAGCAGCGUGUUUAGCUGGUAAAGUAAAGAACACUGUUGUUCCCUUUGAUAAUGAUUCUCUGUUAUAAACUUUUUUGUUGUAAAGAUAUUUCCAGUUUAAUGACCGACGUAAUUAGAAAUAACAGUUGGUAGAAGACACGAAUUCCAGCGAUCAUGUAAUGCUGGUGUUCUGUGAACACAUUCCAUAACAGAUUUUUAACAUCUAUCUCGAUUGUGAAUUUGAAAAUAUUAUUACCCCCAUUAUAUUAACUGGCGGAAUUAUUUUAUAUGAGAUGUGAAAUUGAUAUUUCACUUAGAGAUACGAUCUGAACCUUCUGUUUUCACCGUAUUUGCAUGCUUCAAGAAGUUGUCAUUGCUUGUGAAGCCAUUGAGCUAAUUUAUUUUUAAAUGGUCUACGUUGUUUACCUAUAAAGAGAGACAAAGUUUAUAACUUAUAAACACAGUCUUCAGAAGUCUUCCUCUUGUAACAAGGUAAUGUCUGUUUUAUGCACUUGCUUUUGUGUCAAUCUCCUUUCAAUUUUACUGAAGUGGACAGAAUUGGGCCACUGAUUGUUAUUUGUUAUCGUUCUUUUAUACUUUGUAAGUCAGUGAAAUUUGACUUUGCUUUUGUUUCAUGAUAUUAGGGAGGAAAAGCGGUUCAAACUCAUGUCAACUCCUCAGACGUUAAACUUUCUCAGGUCAGUACUGUUCCAUUUAGAGCCAAGUUGUUUUGACCCUUUCUUUCUUGUUCAUGUCAAAACAAUCUUCAAAUAAGCAAAAUUGUUUCAUAAACAUUGCAUUUAUGCCUUGUAUUUUUUUGUAUUUUGUGGGAACUAGAUUAUUGCAAUUGGUCCGGUGUGAUUACUAUGAUAUCUUCCUGUGACAAGCUGCAUCCUCUAGAAACAGUCACGGUUAUGUGUACAGACCUUAAACCAUUUGCCCCCUGGAGAUUUUGCCGAAAAAAGCGUUUUAAAGCUAGUUGAGGGGUUUUCUGUUCACUGUCAUUCUAUAGGAGGGGGACAUUGGGGAUUUGCGGUGUUGCGGUGUUGGGCAUUUUUUCAUGCGGUGUUGCGGUGAAUAAAAUCUCAGCUUGCGGUGUUGCGGUGUUCUUAAACCUCACGGUGUGCGAUGUUUGCGUCUUAAAGUCUGCGGUGUUCGGUGAAACGAAGUUAUCUGCGGUGUCGCAGUUUCCAUUUUGAAGCCUGUCAGUUCUAAAUUUAGCCUCCAUCAUGUUUGAUUUGAAAUAAAAUACACUCUAAGGGUCCUCUAAUACUCUCUAGUUAAUAUUAAAUACGCUGCCCGUCACCAAUCCUAAGCCUGUUUUUCAUUUAUAUUAAGUAACUUGAUAAGCAACGUGACCUUCGCGACCCGGAUCGCCACAUGUACGUCCGUCAGGCAAGAUGAGCGAAAACCUUGCGACUGACGCAGCUGAUCCUGUCGAUCCUGAAUGCGUAGUUCAUUGCGUAGCUUUUUUUUAAGAGGAGGGCAAAGGUGGAGAAGACUAUAGGUGGAAAAACAAAUUUCGAUGCUCCAUAAACAAGGAGGAAAAGAGACUCGCGAAGUUUGUAGAAUGCAUUUGGUAAGUAACACGCAUUGUCUCUGUAUCUGAAUAUCGUAGCUAGUCUGAUACGUCAAAUACUACGUACUUUUCCUAUUUCCCCGACUACUAGCACAACUGGCCGCCAUCUUGGAUUUAAGCGUGACUACAACUACCAUACUGCCUUUCGGGCGUGUUACGUCAUCAUGCAUACGGUCUAUUGCCUGAGUACCCAUAGUUAAAAGGUUUCAAAGCCUGAAACUUAAAUAUUCAAGAAAGGAGACUGGGAGUAUUUUUCUGUGACAAUGUAAAUUAAUUUCAGGACAAGCGACUCUCCGGAAAUAUUCUUGUAGCACGAGGCAGCGGUAAUUUUCCCGUUCAAGUUCAUAGAUCUUCUAGGAUUCUAGAGUCAAAGUGUACGUAACAACCAAGAUCGAAAGGCAUAGGCAGAGUAACUACAGCUUUGGCCUCGUUAUGUGUUGUUUCAGAGAUUUUCUUAAGGUCAAAGGCAAAAUCUUGAAAGCUUUAUCUUGUACUGACGCUAAAAUCAUCAGACUGAAAAUAGAUAUUGCGGUGACGGUGAUCCAGCGACUUUUCUUGCGGUGAUGCGGUGUUCGGCAAAAUUUUUUGCGGUGUUGCGGUGUUCAGACCCCCCCAAUGUCCCCCUCCUAUAGAGAGCUGAAAUUUACCACAAAGCCAUUUACAGAUCGUACGUGCACUUCACGACCUUCUGAUCCAGAUGCAAAGUAUUAGCUUGUGAAGUUCAGGCAUGCAUGGAAAGCAAAAUGUCGACACAGCAGCAUGUUUUUGUGACACAGCAGUCUUGAAUUUUACUUUUCGCUUUCUCUCCUCAACUCUUUUUUCAGUUUUCUCGCCUCAAUUUCUUUCUCUUUUGCUGGGUAUUUGGUAGGCUUCAUUUUGGUGGGAAAAGUUGUUAGGAAAGCUAUUAGGAUCUUGGGAUUAGAUGAAAGGAAAGGUGGAUGGGAAGUGGGACAAGACUUUCAUGGAAAUUUUCAGGUCAAUGUUACAUGGUUUUUUGCAUUUUUUCUGGUCUCCUUCGCUGAAUUGUGCUUAUUCUGCCAUGGUUUGAAAGAUCUCUUCACUCUGCUCAAGUUAGUUGACAAAGUUGUCCUUGGCCAUUAAAACUGAUGAUGUCACAAGGGGUAGAAAGGACAGAGAUCCGCAUGGGCGGUUACAUGUGUCUCAGGGGCAAAUGGGUUAAGGUUGUAACUCAAACACAAAUCGUUAGUUUCAUAAUUAGAUUAGAUUGUAGAAUUGACAGGGAAAUUCCAGAGCAAGAAUGUGCUGAUCGUGGUAUCCACCAGGCAGUCUUAAGUCUACCCUGCGAGCAGAGGUUUCUUUUUGGCAUAGUUUUUAGCAUUUGUAAAGUCAUUCACAUGGCUUGUCAGACACUUAGUUGAUUUGUUUACGCUCCAAGAGAAACCUCUGCAGCAAGCCAUCUGUAGUUUUCAUAGUUAACUCAUUGUCUAUAGGGAUAAUGACACAAAUUUCAUCAACUGGAAGAAAUACAAUGCAAUCAAAAAGUACUUUUGCUUGUUCCAUUUCUGGACAAGUAGUCCAGGUCGUAUUUUCAAACAACGAAAUAUACGUGUACAUGUAGAUAAUUUAANGCUGAAUUGUGCUUAUUCUGCCAUGGUUUGAAAGAUCUCUUCACUCUGCUCAAGUUAGUUUACAAAGUUGUCCUUGGCCAUUAAAACUGAUGAUGUCACAAGGGGUAGAAAGGACAGAGAUCCGCAUGGGCGGUUACAUGUGUCUCAGGGGCAAAUGGGUUAAGGUUGUAACUCAAACACAAAUCGUUAGUUUCAUAAUUAGAUUAGAUUGUAGAAUUGACAGGGAAAUUCCAGAGCAAGAAUGUGCUGAUCGUGGUAUCCACCAGGCAGUCUUAAGUCUACCCUGCGAGCAGAGGUUUCUUUUUGGCAUAGUUUUUAGCAUUUGUAAAGUCAUUCACAUGGCUUGUCAGACACUUAGUUGAUUUGUUUACGCUCCAAGAGAAACCUCUGCAGCAAGCCAUCUGUAGUUUUCAUAGUUAACUCAUUGUCUAUAGGGAUAAUGACACAAAUUUCAUCAACUGGAAGAAAUACAAUGCAAUCAAAAAGUACUUUUGCUUGUUCCAUUUCUGGACAAGUAGUCCAGGUCGUAUUUUCAAACAACGAAAUAUACGUGUACAUGUAGAUAAUUUAAUCGCUUUAUCCAAACUUUUCUCACUGAUUUCACAAUAUUCUCUGGACAAGACUAUAUAUGGAAUAAUUAUUCUUGGGGGAACUUAACUGCUUUUUAAUAACAAGCUCUUUCAGCUAAAGUACAUUUUAUUUCUGGAGUGUGGAGAAAGCAGUAAAACAUAUAAAUUUCGUGUCUGCCACCAAGAUUUUGGAGGUGUUUAAAGAGCAUGCUCAAUAGAAACCACAGACAGCUCGCUGCAGAGGUUUCUCGCGGGACGUAAACAAAUUAACCACGUCACUUUCAAGCCACUUGAACAACUUUACAAAUGCUAAAAGCCAUACCAGAAAGAAACCUCUGCAUGCAGUUUAUCUUGAGUCACAUGGCUACAGUAUUUAACCCUAAAUAAUAUGACAUGGUAUCCUGAGUACAGUCAGGGCUGUUUUAAUAAUUAGUAUUAGAUCAACUCUGCCUGACAAAGUGAAAUAAUUCUAACACUCAUCAUUAAUUAUCAUUAGAAAUACGUUAUCACAAAAAUCUCACAAAACUAAAAAGGGUCAUGCAGUGAGAAUAAACAGAAACAAGCCACAGAGUAAAAUUUAUACGAUGAAAGAAAAAAAUAACAACUGGAGGUAGACCUGCCAGGAUUUGAACUUGCACCCCAGCUUACUCCAGUGCAAAAAGUGAUGCCUCAUACUACGGGGCCAUGGGACCACUGCACAGUUUUUUUCUUAAAAUUAAUACAAGUGAAGUAUUUUUCUCUGCCAUUCACACUGUUUGAACCUUGUGAAGCUGUAUUUAUCAUGAAUUCAAAGAUACAUUGGAGGAAAAAUGGCUUAAAUGAGUAUUUCAAAACCAUUUUGCAUUCACUCACGGGCUUUAUAUACAUGUAUGCUGCUCGAUGAACACACUAGUCUUCAUCUUCGCUGCUCUCGCUGAAGUUCAGGUUGCCAUUUUUUCAGUGUUUAAAAAUCUUCCACAGCAAGAAUCUCCAGCCACUUAUCCACUCAGUCUCUGUUGUGUUUGCAGCCCACUGUUAUUUGCCUCAGAAAUAGUUUGCAAUUCACCAGGCGAUUUGCCAACAUACAGUAAACAGAGGAUAAAUAAAAUUAGUCCUAGUCAGUGGCCGUGUUGCCUGGAAACCCAAAAUGCACGAUGAUGUCAGGCUGAAUGGCAUCUUUAGGAUUUGUUUAUGGCUUGUUGCUAGGCAACUUCAGAUACCAAACUGAUAGAAAGAAAGAUAUAUGACCAAAGCAAAAAUCGCACUCCGCUUGCAAUUCUCGUGCAACAAAAUUAUAAACUGGCCCCGCGAGAAUGAUAAAUAAAUUAAUUAUUUCUUGAUGUAACCAUUUAAUGAAUGGAAAUAACUCAAUUAUUAAUCCUGCUUGUCAAAAUGUUUUGGGGGGCUAAUCAACUGAUUCUUGGAGUAGUAUUAUGCUACCUACACCUUGCCUUUAGGCAAGCUGUUAAACUAACUUUCUGUGUACCUUGAGUCCUGUGGCCCAUUUCUCUAAAGUCCCUUUAACUUUAAUCAGAUUCUAAAGAAUAAAAUAGCAGUUUCUAGCUAACAAACCAGUCCAUUUCAUUUUGUUAACUGAUAGUUUAUCAUGUUAUUUGUCAAAACUGUCAUUAACUAUCAGGACUUUUGAGAAAUAGGCCACUUCUAUUCUUUUAAAUAAACUCCAUGUACAGUCAUUGUACAUGAUGCAUUAAAUGCUAAGAAUGAUUGCAUUUCUUAUAAAGCUCUUUCCUUUUUUUGUCAGCAGAUCCUGUACAAUUCAACUCCAAAAUCUGACAAUGCGCCUAAAGCUGGAACACCAUGUAUUGAUGGUGAAAGAUGCCUUCUUUGUCACAAAGAACGUUAUGACAAGCUCAAGAAAGGUGUGAAAGCUGUUUUGUUAUUUUCCUCUCUAAAAAGUGUUUAAAGCAUUACAUUGUUCAGACAGAAUAACAGUAAAGUUGCAAUGUUUGUUUGACAUUGCUGUCUGUUGUUUUGUUUGGCAAUAUAAUAGGAUAGCUAUUAGGAUAGUGUUUGGGUAAAUCAGUAAUAAACCUGGAAAUCCAGGACUAUAUCGAAUUCUACCCUAGCUUUUUCCAAGAUCAUAAAGUUCUUGAAAAUGACAGCAGGUUGUUGGAAAGUCCUUGAUGCUGAUGAUGUUUCACCACCCAGACUUAGGUAGUGCUUUUCAUUGGUUGAAGCAAAUUUCCCGUGUGGCAUGACUAUUCAGAAGCACUACCCAGAUCUGGGUAGUGACACUCCAUUAGUAGGGAAUUUCUGCUCUCGUUCAUCAGGCGUCAUUUCACAGGGAAACUAGAUUAUCAAUUUCCUUGUUCUCCUAGCCCUAAUUAAUAGGAAUAAUUAGUGCUACGAGACAAAGGAAAUAGAGAACCAACCUAGGCUGAAAAAUUUUAACCUGAAUUUAAUUUUGACCUGUAACAUAGACAGAAGGUUAUUACAUCCAUGUACAUGUCAUCCCUUGGCUUCUGCCAGUACUGUGUUUUUAUAAUUUGUGUAUAGUGUAGGGUUGAUGCCCUGGCAUAGAUAUGUAAAAGUUCAUGUAUUUUCUCUUUAACCUCAGGUGAACUCAAGUCUCUAUCUUCUAAUUCAACUGAAACCCUCGUAUCACAGGUGAGAUUCUACAUUUUUGUAUCUUCUUUAUAAAGCUCUCCAGGGGAGUUACUGUACAUGAUUACUAAUAACAAGUCAGUGAAAUGCUUGUAGCAAAAUUUCAUACAGCAUCCUUCAGGGUUUUCCGGUACAUGCAAAUACGCGUCAGAAACGCGUUGUUUAGCUGAAAAAGAAAAAAAAGGACUCAAAACACCAAAGAGAACCGGUCCUCUCGGACACACAUGAUCUAGAGCGAUAGUUUACUAAUAGUUUAGAACUGCGUAGAUCUGCCAAAAACCUUUUUUGAGAAUAAAAUAACAUUAUAAAGACUUUUGAAUCUUGUUCUUUUGUCUGACUCCUUUUUAAAACUAAAAAGAACCAUACUCACAUUGAAUGGUUCUCAGGCUUUCUUUUUUGAUGUUCCGAUCGGGGAACCACGUUGAAACUCCUUGUAGAGGCUUGGGAACUAUUGUUUCAUUGUGAGGCAUUCUGGAAGAGAAAGGGAGUUGAAAAAACAUAGCAGAUUCGGAAUCACAGCCAGGUGAGCCCGUUAAGAAAAAGAGGCGUUUUCUGCUUGGUUGAAAGAAUUUAUAUGGUUGCGAUAUCUGUAAGUCAACAGGUGAGAGAAACCCUCUCACAACUAUAGUCUGUCAUAAUCUUCAGAAGUCGGCCCUGGAAACAUGUGGAAAGGCACUAAAAUUCUAAAGAUCACAUUUUGAGUAUCAGUGACCUCAAGCGUAGAAAAAGCUUUCAAGCAACAGUUUCAAAUGUAAAGAAGAACAUUGACAAUCAAACCCUGGAAAUUACAAGGAGGCACAUUGUUCAGCUUAAAACAGUGUAUCUUAUGACUACACAUAAGAACAAUAUUGUGUGGUUCCAGAAAAUAUCCAGACCUCCACCACGGAGGGAAUUGGAAAUUCCAGGGGGGUGGGGGGGUCAGAGGCCCAGGAAAUUCCAGAGGGGAGGGUGGUUGGGCGUUAAAAUCACUUUCCGGGGGUAAAUAUCAUUUCAUUUUCGACCUGAGUUCGAACAUUGCUUCUUACCGAACUGUUAGAUCAUUUUUAGAACAUAAAUAACUUGAAAUUUUUCAUUUAAGAUUGUUCCUUUUGAUCUUAACCAGGUUUCCUUUCUUCCAAAAGCGUUUUGGAUGUAAUUUCAAAGGAAUUUGACCAACUAGAACUGGUUUUAUCGUAUGCUCGUAUAUUCGGCCGCCAUUACUCGUUACCAGUCUCCCUUAAGACAUCAACGCGUGCAACACAUCACGUUGCGUCAGUCGAUCGAUGGAAGAACCGUAGAGUGGCAAUUUUACUUCACGAAGUACAAACUAUACAUUGUAACCACUUUAGAAUGUAGAGUUUUUAUUCUCCUUUUCAUUUUCCCGUAAUUUUGUGGUUGAAGAUGUGGCAUGUUCAUGAUCGAAUUCUCGCUCGCUGAAAUGGUGUUGAUUUCAGCAAACAUUACGGCCAUCGCGCAUAAUGCACGUCGCAUCAGUCGAUCGGAAAACAGUAAAUUGAACUUGGUUUUCCUUCAAGAUGCAGGGGGUCUUCAUUGUUAUGAUUUCAGAAGUCAGAGUUUUUAUUCUUCUCUUUGUUUUGCCUUAAUUUUGGGGUUGAAAGUUUGACUUGUUCACCAUAUAGCAUUCCUGCACGACUCUUUAAUUCUACCAACAUUACGCCUACCUUACGCCCAUGAAGACAAAUAACAAAUCAAAACCAUGCCUUGAUUAAGGUAAAUUCAUAAAUACAACCGACUUGUAACUUUAUCUAUUUCAUUUAAAGUUAGGGAUGAGCAAAAACUGCAGAUUAGGUUACUUUGUGGUGGUGUAGUGAGUUUUAAUGUUGCGAGAUAACUCAAAUAAAUAGAAACAGAAGCACACAAGCUUCUGAUGGAAACCGUUACGUACUAACAAUAAAAUGCCUCAUUCUUUUACUUUUUAAAAAAUAGUCUUUCUUCGUGAAAAUGAACUUUUCCAGAGGGGUUGGGGGUCUUUGUCACACUUGUGAAAAUUCCGGAGGGGUGGGGGGGCCAUCAGUUUCCUGCAAAAAUGGCAAAUCCAGGGGGGUGGGGGGGUCCUAAGUGAGAUUCCCUCCGUGGUGGGGGUCUGGAUAUUUUCUGGAACUACACAUUGCUGCUGAUAACUUUAUUCCAAUAAUGGAACUUCAGGCUGUGAACGGUUGUAGUGAUGUUUCUGUUUAUACAAGAAACCCAAAAAUGUUUCAGAGAUUUCCUGGAAUUUGAAACAAUGCUAAUGUUAGGACUCCCACUGUUCCCUCUGGGACCCUCAACCUUUGGUUAAAGGAGUCUAAGGGACUCCAAGAGGAUUUAAUAUUGAGGGAAAACCCUGAUCCUUUUUUUGUUUUUGUUUUUUUUUUUGGCUAAAAGGAAACAGAAAUGACUGCUUUGCGUUAAAAAAUGGGGAGUUGCAUGACAGUUGCAUGACUUUGCAACUGGUGUCCCAGAUUACUUUUUUGUGAGUUCUUGACUUGAAAAAAAGGGAAAUGCAGGCUUUUUCGCCAUUGUAAAUGUUUUUGAUACAUUUUCUCAUGUUUGAACCUUGGCUCACACCCUGGCUCACAUGACUCGCUUGGCACGCAACCUGACUCGCAUAUGAGGGAAAGUCAGUGGAUGCAGUCGACAUACAAAUUCUUCACCAUCUAUGAUCUAAAAACGAGGUGUAUCUAUAUACAGCUGUAUGAUCCACGAGGUCUUCAGUUUCUAGGUCGUCGCUUUCCUAGUUGCGAAAACAUCCGUUUCUCCUUGCUCUUCGCCGCUGGGGACGUUUCGCGAGGAGGAACGUCUGCGACUCAGCGACAGAAAUUCCAUACUGAUGACGUAAAAUAUGUCCAGAAUCUGGUCAGAAGCCCUGAUUGGUCGACAGAGUAGUCACAUUUUGUUAGCUAUUGUUUACGAAUGACAGACAAAAGACAAAAGGCCACAAAGGUCAAAUGUAAACGCGAUGAAUCUCUAACAAAACAGUCAAUAUUUGUGGAAUAUAGUCUUCUCUACAACAAGCAUUUGAGUUUUGCUGGAGCUCGUUCGUAGAUGAACACAACACUUUACCAAAAUCCAUCAGUAGAAACCUAAAAUUGAAUAAAUUUACAUUUGGAACCCCACAACUACCGGAUUUAUUAAGUAAACAUUGAUUUGCGUCAUCAGUAUGGAAUUUCUGUCGCUGAGUCGCAGACGUUCCUCCGCGCGAAACGUCCCCAGCGGCGAAGAGUGAGGAGAAACGGAUGUUUUUGAGGGCUAUCGCCUUCCAUGUCUAUGUUUUCUAGGUUUUCGUUUUUUAGGUCUUCUCUCUUCAGUCUUCCUUUUCUAGGUCUUUGUUUUCCAGACACUCCCUACUUAUGUACUUGUAGUACAUUUUUUAUUUACCCAGCAACUACAACCUGUUGACCCUCAAUUUUUGGGUUAAUGGUCAGCCAUAUAAUAAUUCCAGGAAUAAUUGCGGGCAAGCAAAAGUGAGCCCACAGACUAUUCUUGGUCAGCAGCACUUUAUAAAUAUGUCAUGUUUACCCACACUUCUAACCAUCAGUUACUGUUAGUGUGCGUAAUUAGUCAUGGAUUUUCCGUUGCAAUGGUAGUCUACAGUGUAUGCAUGUACAUGUGUACUGUAUCCUACUGUGAUCGGACAUAUCAUUCUAAAUCAGUAGCAAGUACAUGUAUGACUUGUAUGUAUGUAGCUUUCUUAAUUAUGCCAGAGUGUUUUGUACAUGUAGGUACCCCUUUGGGUGUGUCCUGACUGCAGGAGAAACAUUGAAGAAGAGGAGCGUCGUGCAGCUCUGGAGCCUUCAUCACCAUCAAAUUUACAGGUGCACUAUACCAGCCCUAAAUUUAUUUCAAAAGACAACUUCCCUUUCAUUUUUUUGGGAGCUGUAAAAAUCUGUAGAGUACAAUAAAUCAUUACAAAGUGUUUAAACAAUAUUAUUAUGAUCCUUGUUAUGAUGAUGAUAAUGGUUUUUGUUAUUAAUAUCCCUAAUUAAUUAUUGUGUUGUAAUAGCUUGAGGUAACACACUCAAUUUCAUUCUUCAUUGUUGAGUGAUCCUCAUUAACUUUGAAGAUCAGCAUCUUUAAGUAUUAAUACAGUGGAAUUAUUAUGAAUGUUGUCAAGUGUAAAUGCUGAGUUACAAAAGGCAGGGUUGUCACUAAGAUUUCAAGUUGCCGGGUAUUUUUAAUGUAAGUAGCAGGGGAAGUCACAAGCAGUCAUGGACGCUGAAUGUACGAAAAAGCAUCGUAAACAUAACGUUACUAUGGUUUGUUGAAAAAUAAAAGUAUAAUACGGCGAAAAAUCGCGGGAUAAAAUAUGGCAAAACUAAACUGCACAACUGGUAACAUUAGUGGUCUCGAAUUUAGGAACAACACAUCACUUAACAUACAAAGAAACUGACCAACUUCUUCUCUGAUGUCAACAGAGAUCUGCUCAGGUCUUUCAUCGUGAACAAAGAGUGCUUUGCUACUUAUUCGACAUGCUCAACACAAAGCCGACACAACGGUUGAAACUAAGGAAUUUUAUCAUCGACAAAGGUGACGGCAGCAAAAAUGUCACUUUUAAAAUGAAUUGGCAUUUUUCCAACUUUGUCGCGUUUAUUUCAAUUCGCUGAAAAUAGCUAUGUAGGCCAAUUUCCCAGGAGUUGAGUCUUUGGGACCGCACUCUGGUUUAGAAAGAGAAAGAAAAGUUUGUCGUCGCUUGUUUACGUCCUCCAUAAAAUGUGAAACUAGGCAUUUUCACGUCGUAGUCAUGCAGUAAUGGCAAAGAAAUGUACAAAAAAGCAUGAUGCACGUGCAAACUAGUUGUUUUACUCAAGUCAGAUGUCUUUUUCCGACAUUUCAUAGUUUUUGUAUGUGAGUAUUUCAAAAUUACUUAAACCUGCUGCCGAUGAAACUUGCAUUUAGUUUGAUGGAUAGUCUUUGAGUGUUUCAAAGGUGUGCUCUUUUGGUUUAAUUUAACAUGAAAGUAGCCGGGGUAAAUCCCCGGCCCCCGGCCCUUAGUGACAACCCUGAAAAGGGUACCUGAUCUUGUUCACAUUUGCAAAGUGAGGUUUCUCCAUGAACACUUCAUAUUACCGGUACUAUUUUGUGCACUAGUCCACUGAAUGUGUACUUGUAUAAAAAUUAUGUAUGUACUGCUUUAUAACACAGUUUUGUUUUUAAACAACAGGAUUUAAAGCAGAAACCAACCUUGAAUCUCACCCUCUCUAUAACUACUAAGCCUAAUGGUCAGGAGGCGAAGUCUCAUUGCCAGAGCUGUAACAGAAGGUAUACAUGUACAUGUAUAUAAAUUGUUGUUAUUGUAGAUAUUUAGCUCAAGUGAAGCAUUCCCAGUGGUACAUUUAAAUGCUGAGUUUCCUUUUGGCGCCCUUCACUGAUAAAAAGUUCACCAAAGAUACAUUGUAACACCUGUUUUAACACAGUCAUUCUCAUACAGUGCAUAAUUAUGCCAACUCUCCCAGAUUGUCCGGGAGUCUCCCAGAUAUGGCACUGAUCUCCCGCUCUCUCAUACAGGCCACCAAAUCUCUCAGAUAAAAUGGACUUUUGCGCUUUUCUGUGCUUUAGUUGAAAGUAAACCCAUUUUUUUCACAACAUUUGAACUUUUUUUUAUUCAUUGUACGGUUUCUGGGACAUUUUUGCAUGUAUUUAGUCACUGACAAAGAUUAUUUCAUCAUUGCAACAAUGAAAGCAAAUUUUGAUAGCAUGUACUUCAUAAGACUCCAUAUACAUGUAAUGUUUUAAGCCAUGGUGGUUGGGUCAAUAUUGUUGGGGGGGGGAGUGGUGGGGUUGUUGACAUUCAAGGGGGAGUGUAGUACCAAAAAAAAGACCCCAGAUAUUAGAUCUCCAGAGGUUGACAUCUCUGCAUUUUUGUAUUCUAAAUAUAACAUUGUCAUUUUGCCAACUCUACUGGAUAUUGUCGGAGCCUCCUAGAUACGAGUACAUGUACUGUGGAAAUUUCCCAGUGUUACUUGCCAAUGUCCAAAAGUGACUUUUGCUCUUUUUAAAAAAUGCUUAAGUUUGAAAUUUAGCGUAUUGUCCCUUCAAAUUCAAAAAUGUUUUUCAUCGUCUUACAAUUUCUGCACUGUAUUUGCACAUACACUGUACAUUGUAUUAACUACUGAGAAGACUUUGUCGUGAAAGCAAAUGCUGUUAUGGUCUGUAAAUUUUGUACCUCAUGGAAAAUGUCACAAGACACUCCUAUGUUAUGAUUUUGGGACUGGGAUGAGGCUUGUGAGGGGGUUAGCAUUAAGUAACAUCGGCUGAAAGCAGAUUGUUUCUUUCAGUAAAAUUACAUGUAGAACAACUUAAGUUCAACAGUGUAAUAUAUAAAAAAAAUACAUACACCAUAAACAGGACUUGAAUGCUUUGAACCCGAGUCAUUUGCUUCAUAACCUACGUGUACACCCAUAUCCACUACACCAUCGAGGGCUACAUGUCAGUACCUGCCAAAUCCAGUAAUUUUAAAAUAUUUAUGUACCUUUGCCGUAUACCAUUACAAUACUUAUAUUUGAAAGCUAACCAUUUUCAGUUCAAUGCUUAGCCCCAGUCACUGCAGAUCAGUGUUUAACUAUCUCAUAUGUUCUCUCCAUAACUGGUGCUCUGCACUUUUGGUUUAAUAAUUCCCUAGAAAGCAAUGUCAUUGUCAUUUAACAGUUGAAAAAGGUUUUAUUUUUAAUCUUCAUAUUAUUUUUUUUAACAUUUUUUGUAUAUACAGUUAUGUGAGGCCAGAUGUUAUAAAUGAUUUGGCUAAGGAGAAGGAAAGGCAGCAACUGCGGGUUUGUUUUUGCCAUUUUUAUCAUUCUACUCAUUGUCAGCAAGCCACUUGCAGAAGCAGCUCAUGGUGAAAGAGCUAUUUUAAAAAAAUUUAAAGAAAAAACUUGAUACUUUUUACAUAUUGAAUACAGUCAGGGUGCAAAGGAAAUCAUUUUUACAGCUUGCCAUUCGGGCAAGCUGAAGCUAGCAUUUACUAGCCCAGACGUCAUUUUAACUAGCCCCAAAAACUUUUUGAGUAGCAGAAUUGAUUUCACAGUUCUUCUGUUAUUCGAAUUCCUGAAAAAACAUCACUUACCCAUCGGGCAAGUUAAAAACAGAAUUUACUAGCCCGAUAGCAAAAUCCACUAGCUCCGGGCUAUCGUACACUACUUUCUUUGCACGCUGAAUACACAUCUUCUUCAAAGAGAUGCCCCCCUUCAAAUAUGAUAAACUAUUUCCUCACCCUUGACCUAAUUUGGGUGCCAGCCUAAAGUGAUACAGCAUAAAUCAAAAUAAUAUAUUAAUUUUUAUUACCUGUAACUUUACCAUUCUAUACAUAGAAAAUAAUAUUUACCAAGCUUAAAAUUCCCCAGAUCAUUGCGCAUAAGCAUAUCCUCGUAUAAAUGGCCCUAUUGUUGCUGAUAAGUCUUUUAUUCUUGUUAUUUUUCAGUGUUGUUGGGGUGAAGUACGGAACAUUGUCCGUUGUAUUUAUAGGGAAGCAGGCACGUCUUUGGCAGGUAAAAAGCAAGACAAUGGUGUUUAACCUAGUCUUAGGUCAUGUUAUGGAGAGAGAAUUGGUCAGUUCCACCUUAAGUUAAAUUAAAGGGUAAAAUCGUGUGGUGUUAUGAAUGGUUAUCAUUUAAACAGAAGCUCUUCAGCAGUUCUUUGAUCUAGCACUAUUAAUAUUACUCAGUUUGUAACUGUAGUUGUAACUUUUGUGCCCGUGGAUGAAAUCCUAUGGUGUGACCAUUCAAUAACCACUGGAACCUCUUCAUUAGUACUCUUGCAUGGUACUAUUAUUGGUAGUACAUGUAGUACAAUGUAUGUACUACAUAGGUCUUACUUUUGAGUCUGUGGAUGGAAUCCAUCGGUAUUACCAUUCAAAUGAAACCUUUUCAGCAGUACAAUGUACUUUUGCAUGAUAUAAUUUUUUAUUAAACAAGUUUGUGGAUAAAAUCCUAUAGUUUCACCAUUCAUUGACAACUGAAUCCUCUUCAACCAUACUUUUUUCAUAGUACCCAUUUACAUGUUAUUAUUUUUUCAUCUGGAAGAAAUUAACCCCUUGAGCAGAACUUUUGCACUGUACUACAUUGUGUUUAGUUUUAAAGUGUUUACAAAGCAAAAUUUGACUUUUUAGAAUUAACUGGUCACUAUAAACAAUUCAGUGGCUAAAAAAACAAAAAAUUGGGAGAGGUGUUUGAGCUGAAGGAUAAAACUAGUUCUGAUAUUGGGAACAGAGGUAUAAAACCAUUAUUCGCAGGAGUAUCCAACUUUUAACCUGCAAUGUUUAUUAUUUUCAUGAUAUUGUUUUCAUUUUAGAUGAAGAGGAAACAGUCAGAAAUUCUUUGGAUGAGAACAGGCUCAGAGUCAAAGUAGAUAAGUGAGUUCCAUUUCUCCUUACAUGUUUAUCAAAGUCCAUCCAACCUUCCGUAAGAGGCCAUGGAAUUAACUUUUUUCCAGAAAUCUUGUGACCUGUUAAUAGUGAGCCUAAGUAAAGACAAUGUUGAGCAACUCACAUCAACCAGAAGUGGUCCUUUUUUCAGUUUUAGAUGGUGGUUUUGCCCAAAUUUUUGGACAAAUCAGUGUCUAUAAUAGGAAAGACACAUAGAAAUACAAAUUUGGUAGCAUCGAGGUGCUUUAAAAUGAAAAAGACCUCACUUCCAGUUGACCUGCAUUGCUCAAAAAUGCCUUUGCUUAAGCUUGCUAAUAUUACAUGUUUUCAAAGUGGUGCCAAUUCCCGAGUCGCAGUCGUCUGGUUUUUUAACUUCACUGUGAAAAAUAUUGAUGCUAGAAGAUUGCCUGCGUGAGAAACAUCAAGUCUGCAUCAAAGUGAUUUACCGUAAGGGGAUUCUAGGAGGGGCCAUCUACAGCUGUAUUAUAUGAAAUCCAAGAUGACAGUUAGCGAUAAAUUUUUUUUCACGGAACGAGUACUGAUUUUCUCAUGCAAACAAGGAUACUUGAAUGGCCAAUUUUAUUUCAGAUUUAACUUAACGUACUGUCAUCUUUGUAUCUUUUUUCGAAAUUUUGGUUACUUACCAAAUUGGCAGCUAAUUUUAAGGAGGUUCAACUGUGUUAUGAUUUCUCCUGGCCCAUGAUCGACUGUGCUAUGAUUUCCCUCUGAAAUGUAUAAUAAAAUAUUUUUUCUUCUUUAGGUUACUUAAGAGUGAUCCAGCUCAGUUAUUUGAAAAGCUUGAGAUUCAAGCAAGGUACCUUUCCUUCAAUAUUAUUUUGCGUUAGUCUGUCUGGUGUCUUGAGAAUAACUUGCCUACGGUUCAUGAUAAUACGUGAUCAUUAUUUUCUUGUUUUUGAUUUUUAAAAAAAUUGUGCUUUUUGUUUUUGUUAAGGCUGUUUCAAUACUUGUUUUGCCUCUAAUAAGGCAAAACAUAAUUAUUAUGGUUCCUGUUUUCUCCACGAAAGGUUGAAUUCAGGUCUUGGCACUAGCUUUUGAACCUUCCUAUAAUAAUUUACAGUAAUAAUAACAAUGUGUGUGAAUCCACCGUUCAUUACGUACAGCUGUAUGCUCAAAUCAAGAGAUCAGUCUGAAUUCAACAGCCGUUACUUACUCCCUCAGUAACGUCUGAAUCGAUCGUGCGAAAAAAUCUGCAUGCAUGGUACAGAAUUGCUUUACUUUUUGCGAUAGUAAUUAAUUUUUAACUCAAUGCAAUAAUUCUUCAUUAUUUUUUUUUGUAGUUCAAUUUAACAAGUCACAGUUUGGAAAACGAGAGCAAUUUUACGAUAAAGAUUGUUGAAAUUUUUAACUCCACUCAAGAAUGCGAUCCGCUGAAUAUCAAACGACAAUCUCGCUAAAGUUUCUUAUAGGUAUACAUAAUUAUGCAAAUAGUUUGGACAAUCAGCCAAUCAAAAUCACUACCUGGUUUUCGGGUAGUGAUGUCACUGGGCGGCAUUAACAGCUGGUCGAUUCAGACGUUACAAAGGGAGUAAGCGACUCGAAGUAAUGUUUGAAUUUUCAGGCUAACUACCGUAGUAAUGGAUUCAACUUUCAAAUCGUCAAUUCAUUAAUGUAAUCUUUGGGGGUAAUCUUGGCCCUGGGAUGACUCAGUGAAGUCCAUCAAGAGUUUUUUUUUUGGUUGUUGUUGUUUAUAGUUAUGUUUGUUUGUCAAGCAGAUGAUCACCAGUUUAGUCUUCAGGUUUUGAAGCAUGCGUAACAAACUUGAAUUUUUCUUAAUUCGUAGGGAAUAUGUGAGAGAAGUAAAAGUUCGUCUUGUCAAAUACCUAACGUCCUGUCCUCUUUCGCCAACUCAUGCGAAGGAAUUUUUUACUAUGUUGCUUGAUGAAUACCAAGCUCUUUCAAAAGCGUUUGACAUCCUCAGACCAUUCUUCUGCAAACUGGUAAGACUUUGUUUCAAUGUUUUUCUACCCAGGGCGGGUAGUUCAAAGCUGGGUUAAGAUAACCCCGGGUUAAUGCGUAAUUUGAAUUCAGAUAUGCAAGCUUAAAAAGCCAAUUCGUUUCAAUAUUUUUUGUCUACAAUUUGAUAAUUAGAUAUUGUUAAAAGAUUAGAAGAAAUUAUCUGAGAAAAAUGCUUUUCAAUAAAAGGCAAAGAAACUGGAAUGACAUGUAAUAACCCCAGCUAAGCACUAAUCGACCUUCCAACAACUGGGCCCAGUGUUUUAACAGCUGUAAUGAUCAGCGGUAUUUUGUAUGAGUGUAAGCGUGCGCAUUGGACCGCCGUGGUCAGCCAUGUUAAAAAUAAAAACUUGGAUCCUGUUUACUAAGCUGUUUUAUCCAGAUCCAUCGUGCUAUUAGAUAAAGAACAUUACAUGGUGUCAGAAGUCAAGUACGAACAAGAACCUCAGCCAUCGAUAUGGCGAAGAUUUGAAUAAAAUACAGGCCGUUUUUUUAGAGCAAUCAACAUAGGCGAUCGUAAUUCAUGUCACAGGAUCAGUCGAUUCCUAUCACGCCCGCAGGGGAAGAAAACACUGAAGAAGUACAGCAUUUACAAGUUGAAGACGAAGAAAACACAGAAGAAAUACAGCAACCAGUUGAAGACGAAGAAAAUACACCUGAAAUGGCGAUGCAUUUAGGUCUUCCACCUCCAGAAGCUCUCGACUUGAGUGGAGGAAACAUAUCAGCCAAUUGGAAGAAGUUCAAACAGAAGUAUACCAAUUACGAAAUUGCGACCGGAAUAAGUUCGAAGGAUAGUGCAACCAGAGUAGCAACACUUCUAACAGUUAUCGGCAACGAUGCUAUUGAUGUUUUUAACACUCUAACUUGGGACGAAGAAGGCGAUGACAAAAAAAUCGAAAAGGUGCUGUUGAAAUUUGAGGAACACUGUGAACCCAAGNUUUUGUGGCUUUGUCGGAAAUAAGUUUCUUUACCAGGGUGUUGUCCAAUAAAGUCGAACCUCCACUGACGGCUACCUCUCCACACAUCCACCUCUCUACAACGGCCACUUUAGUUUGUCCCGGCGGACAGGCUGUACUCUUACUUAAACCUCUCUAAAACGGCCACCUCUGCACAACCGCAACGGCCACUAAGGCGUGUCCCCAACUGCCAAAAUAACCUCUCGACAAUGGCCAGUUUUUUCAGCGACUAGUGAAAAGUCAAGAAUGGUUAUUAAAUUUGAUCCGUAUGGCGCGCUGAUGAUUGACGGCGGCAAUCGUAUUUUGAUUUUGUUUCAUUUAUACUGCUACAGUAAGCCUAGCGAAUGUUGCGAACCUUUCUCGUUUUUUGCCUUUACCAUUUUGAUUCAAAACAUAAUUCAAGUUUUUUGCAAAUUUUAUCUCUAUAUAUUAUUGAAGACUGGAUUAUUACCAUUAUGGGAGACAGUAAGCAUGAACUUGGCACCGUAAAGAUGUUUUCCGCCCACCCCACCUCCCCCCCCAAAAAAAUAAAAACGAAUAGUCAUAUUACACCCCUACCUCCCCAUAACGGCCACCUUUCUACAACGGCCUCUUUCUUCUGUCCCCAAGGUGGCCAUUGUGGAGAGGUUCGACUGUUGACCCUUCCACGGUUUUUCCAACUUCUGACACGGACCAGUUGGGGAACAUCUAUUGACACCAGUGAGAAGCAGAAGCGGAAGAACUAAACCAAUGACAAAGCGUGGGAACGUAGAUUGUGAUUGGUUUAUCCUUCCGCUUCUGUUUCCGACUCCGACAAGUCGGAAGAAAACCGAAACGUUCUGAUUCUUCUGACUCCCGAUUCCGUCGCGCAUAUGACUCCGCUUACGACUCCGAUUUUUAAUUUUCACUAGGUCAUAAGCGCUCUUACCACUCCAACUCUGUGGCUAGCGAAAACCAGCCUGAAGAAAGACUUUGUAGUCUCAUCAGUUAGAGUGGUUCAACUCAACAACUUUUUUAUCCGUUAAAGCUGUCCAGUAUUGCUGAAAAAAAAUCUACAUAAGCUCUCCUCUAUGCCAUGCUCCCCCACCCCCUCCCCCAAGAGUAUGCACAGUGUAUAUGACAACUUUUUUUCUUUGUUGACUUUAACAGGAUUUGGAGCAUUUGAGAGAGUUUGGUUUGAGUUGGGACCUUCUUCACAAACAUCUUUUCUACACAGAAAUCUACAGAGACCCAGCAGUUUAUGGUAAUCUUCCUGGCUUAAUCACACAAUUAAGGUGUGUUAUAAUAAUAAAAACUAAUUUUAGUUACAUUGUAGUGUAAUUGUCAGUGGUUUGAUGCUUUCUGUUUUUGUCUUGUUUGUCUCAACAUGUUUUGGAGAGUGACCUUCAUUUGAAAUAAUGAAAGUUGUACCACACGAUAUAAAAAAGACGGCACGAUAAAUGCACGCUGAUAAAUUUACCUUCUCAAAUUUCAUUACCGCACUCACUUGAAAGCCAAACAUUUCUACACUCCUGUGAUAUGGCGUGCCCGCGUGAGGGUAUCAAUAUUCCAGAAAGAGCGUAUUGUUUCAAUUGAUGGAGAAUUUGGCAUGUUUAAGACUCAUCUUGAUGUGAUUUACGUGGUUUCGUGGCUUACUCCAUGUGCGACCACCUUUCGCAAGUAGCACCUCUCAUGAGAAACCACCUUUCCAGAACACCAAAAUUUUGCCAAUCAAAUUCCUCAAGUUGGACCCUCACGUAAACGACCACCUCUUGUAAGUGGCCGCAAACACUUUUAAAGGUUAAGAUUUAAUUAUCCUGUGUUUUUAACCUCUGGUAAGCGACCGCUCGACUCCUUGCACGAUUUGUUUGUACCCUGAAUGCUCUUCACUACUCAGAGUGUGUGAAGGACUUUAGUGACAAAAUGGUUUUCUGAUCCUCUUCUCGGAACAGAUUCUCUGUUGCUCAAUGUUUGUAAGCAACCACCGAAGUUUUGUCCCGGGUAGAGGGGUCACUCGCCUACCCCAGCGGCCCAGGUAGAGCCAACUUUUCCUACAUUUCCCUUAAAAACUUGGCAAACAGUUUACAAGAGAAACAGUAAGUUGGCUGGGCUAGAGGCUUUUUGUGAUGGUAGAGUCACCCUCCCAGCCGGGCCAAUUUUCUCCAUAUGCAGUGUAAAUUCUUUACCCUGCGUAUGGGAAUGCAUAUCUUACAUAUAAUACAGAUAUCAUACAUGUCAAUGCAUAAUUUGUAUAACACUGUAUAUGGGACUGCAUAUCUCCUUGACGGGACAAUUCCGUCAAGGCGACGCAAUCAGAUCGUGCGCGAGCGCUGUUUUCAGCCCUUGACUCAGGCAAAGGGGUCAAUAUAUUUCUCAUAUAAGCGCUUGCUUAAGUUGACUCGGCUAGGAGGCUGACCCUUUUUCCCGGGGCAACGUUUCUCCAUAAUUAUAAACAGGGCCUAAAUCUUUGCAUUUUGGGCGGUCACCUGUACGGUAAAUCCUCUAUUAAGCGCCCCGCCUCUAAUAAGCCCUCCCCCACCCUUUUCAGGGGAAGAAACUAGCCACCCAUGCCCUAAUUUUUCUUCACUAAUAAAUGAGAGACUGUAUUAAUAAAUCACGACUGUAAAACGUCGUGUGGACUGAUCCGGGAUGGUUUAUUUUACCAACUGGAAGUUCGGAUUUGAUUCUGAUCCUCGGCUUUAUGACCUCCAGCCUUCUUGUACUUGAGCUUUUCCAUUUUGAAUUCUAGGUCUUUAUGGAGAACUGAUACCAUCGUCUUUUCUAAAUUAAAUAAGCCCCCCUCUCAAAUGAGAACCCCGUCUCUAUUUAAGCCCCCUCGCCCCUUCAAAUGGGCUUGAAACAGUAGAAGAUUUACUGUAGUACCAUUUAGUUGUGCCUUCUCCUCUGUCGAAAAUCGUGAUUGUUGGUCCGGCGGGGAUUUAAACCGAGGCCUACCACUCUGGUACCUAGUCUAUAGGCCAUUUCCGAUUUCCAAAAACCUUUACUUUCAAAACGAGGCUAAGUGUAAAACCUUUCUUCUGGGCUCGCACUUAGCCUCGCAUUGAAACAUAGGCUUGGAGCAUCUCGAAAAUUGACUAUUGAGCUAACGAAUCUGUUUUUUGAUUUCAGAUUGGGUGCGGUGGCAAGAGAGAACUUUCAACAAGAUAUAUUUCCAAGCUUACUGCACAGGUACAUGCAUUGAACUUCUUUGUGAGUAUUAAAGGGGUUGUCUCAAGAAAUUAUGCCAAUUCAGAUUGUGAAAACUGGCCACCAAAUACAGCCGAACUUAAAAUAAGCACUUCAAAUAGGGAAAGAACAUUUAAAUAACACAGCAAAUACAAAACAAGUCACGGAUGGACAAAACGUAACAAGAUUAAAAUGGAUUGCAAGUGUUGUUUUUGAAAGCUGUUCAGGCUAACAGUUUCAAUGUUCAUCUUUGUUGUUUGUAAAUUUUAAAAAUAUUGUUUGGGAUAUAUAUGUGUUUGUCACUAAGCUGCUAAUUUAUUCAAUUAAUGUUUCAUAACGAGCCGCUCCUUCAAGUCAUUACUUUACUUGUUCAUUACUCCGAGUGCCAUUCUAUUUUACUGUUUCUUCAUGCGUACAUGCAUUCACAUUUGUUCACAUGUCUUCCUUCUAUUAAUAUUUUGCUGAUUUAUGUUCGCAAGGGUUGGCGUUAUUCUGGUUCACCUACCCCAAAUAAUUUUUACAAUAUUCAGUAGAUUUGAUGUUUUUUCUUCGUUGUUUUUGUUUUGUUUUGUUUUGUUUUGUUUUUUUUCCUUUUUUUUACCAAGAUACCUUAGUUUCACCGAUGAUCUGACAGAAAUAGAAUUUUCGUGGAAGGAAAGUGAACAAGCUUUCAAACAUUAUAAAGAAAAACAGGUAAGGAAUGUGGAGGUAUGUGGUGGUAAUAAUAUUAUAGUCGACUCCUCUAAUUGUGUACACCCUCAAUACAGCGAGUUUAUCUCCGUUGUAGCGAGAGGCGUCAAAAUCGGGCGGAUGCAACGAGAAAUUUCAAUUCCUGUCACAGUGGUCAGCGGUUUGCAUCCUGUAGGCAACGACCUGUGCAUUUAUAUGCAGUUAAUGGGGUAAACAACAAAGAGCGCCGUUAAUGUUUGGGGUCAGUGGUCGGUGUGUAUGUGCAUGCUCAGUAACUUAAUACAUCCUUCAUGCACGUGAUGUAUGACUCAGACAGCGCUGAUAUUCACUUCGACUUGGGGGUAAACCUGUGAAACGUCUUCACUGCUUUCAUUCAGCGGUCAAAGUAAACCCGAAAAUGGAGCAGUGCUGGUUCUCUUCCUUGCUCCGAAAGGUUUAUCUCCAGCAACUUCGGUUUUCCGCUCUCUCCCAAAACGCACAAACACUAAUAACAACAAAAUCUUACGAGCUCCUUAGUGUUUUUUUCACAUUUUUUUUCUCUCUUACUACGUGUAGUAGCGGUAUAUUUAUCCACAGUGAGAAUGUUAUGUAACCUUCAAUUUGUAGGCAAAACUGCGUGAAAAAAGUGGCAUACCAAAAGUGGAAUGGGAGGAUGAUUUAACAGGGAUGGAGUGGAAAAAUAGGGUAGGUCUUUUAUGUAUAAUUAGGGAGCUUAACCCAGGCGUUUUUGAGAGACGGACGUCAACCGGAAGUGAGGAUUUUUCCCUUUUAAUACGCCUUGACGCUAUAAAAUUUGUAUUGCUUAAUUUCUUUACGCUUUUAGAGACGAUUUGACUGAAAAGCUUGGCAAUACCACUGCUUGGGAAUGUAAAAAGUCCACUUCCGGUUGAUGUGCGUCGCGCAAAAACGCCUUCGCUUAACUUCCCUUUGGUGGUGAUCGCAGCGAAAAAAGUUAAGAGAAACACUGUCAACAAUUACAAAAUUAAUAUUUCCUUUUCCUUUUUGUGUUGUAGGUGUUAAGGAAGCCAAUACAGCAAAGGUAAGUUAGGGAAUUUGUUUUCUCUUACAGCUUGUGUUUUGUUGACCGUAGACCACUCUACAGUCAUAUUGCGACAGUGUUACUACCCUGUCCUAACAAGAAGUAAAGUAAAAAAGAACCAACCGAUUUCAGAAGAAAUGGUGUGGCUCUUGCUAACCGUAGGAAAACGCAAGCGUGCAAGUCAAGAUAAAAGUGGCGCGAAAUUUUACAACUUAAUACAAGACAUAACAUUAUUAAGAGUGGCCAAGUGGGCUGCAUGUCCCACUCUCAGCGCGGCAGACUGCGCUCAAUUGCCGUUCUGACAACAAGAUGGGUUUGUUUUGGUUAUCUCAUUUUUUUAAUCCUUGUCCAAGCUUGAAAUUAGCCAACUGGUUGCCUCCUGCCAGUUGUGGUUUUUUAUCCUGUUUUUUCGUUGUUGUUGUUGUUUGCCGGAUUAUUCUUCGAUAUUAGAGUGGAUUGCUUUUAAACCACGGUAGCUACAGCAGCGGAGUGCACUUCCACUCAAAAAGAGCCUUUACUGUUGAUUUACAAGGCUUAACAAUGGCAAGCUAGAAGAAUCGUGAAGUUAGUGUCAAACCGCUAAAUUAUUUUUAAUUUGGGUGGCGCGCAAAUAAAGUUUUCGUCAUCGUGAGAUUGGCCUCAGGGUUUUCAGUGGACAGGGCGCUCUGAUCGUAUUGUUUGUCAACGGCGAGAAUCAGAUGAUUUUGCAAAUUAAGUUUUGUGAAUUUAAUAUUUGUUGCAAUAGUUUUUGAGGUCGUUUAUGUUGGUCAGGAAAUUAAAGUUGACAGGACUUGACCGCCACGCGCCCUUACUAGAUCCUACUAGAAACCUGUGGUAAAAAUUCUCUUCUGUGACUUGCAUAGCACUUCUUAGCCUUAAUGUUCUUAUUUGUUUACUUUUGCGUUUUCCGUGUCAGACAUGCACUCCCCCCAAAUUAACGCUUUCAAGGCGUCUUUUGUUGAUCUUUUUUUUUUCGUUUAUAGGUGCCAGUGUGGCCACUGUAAUGUCCCUUCUUCACCACUAAAUUCACCAGUCACGUCGCUACCACCUUUUAAACCAGGAGCGUCACAUUCAAAGGUAUGCAACCACAGUUCUCCGUCAACUGCACGGAUUAACUUACCAGGACCACUGACGGCACAGUGGACGAACCCGGUCACAGGUCCAAACUUUGAUCCUCAUCUGUUGAUAAGUAAUGACCUUCAUGGUAUUCCUUCCUCACAGCUGCUUCCGCCUGCUCUGAUGAUGAAUGGUCUGGGAAAGACUUGUAACUGUCCUGCUUGUAGCGGUGGAACAACAGGGUAUAGAGAAGGGGCAAAGAAUACAGAGCAGGUACUCUUGGUUUGAUUCUGUUCCGUGCUUGCGGGCAUCUCUCAUUACCGUUAAUCCUCUUAUAAGCUCCGCAGGGGACUUAUGUAUUUCAAGUACAUUUGAGGGGCGCUUAUUUAAUUUAGUGUAAAGGGGCGCUGUAGUGUUCGUUCAAGCAAACCGAAGAUGGUAUCAAUUCUCCACAAAGAACUAGAACGCUAUAAGUGGAAGAAUGUAAAACCGUCAAGUUGCAGGUCAUGCAGGCGAAGUUCGGAGGCUGUUAUCCACCUCGGCCUUUGGCCUUGGUGGAUGACAUUCUCCUCGAUCUGCAUCAUUCUUCGCAUCAUACUCUGCCUUACUGGAGUCUAUCAUUUAUUCAUUUAGUUGUGAACGAUAAGGGGAAGAUCACGACAAAACAUACGUCACUUGCACAUCUCCCAUAAUGCACCUUAUUUGCCCCCCAAAAUUUUGCGUAACCUUUUAGUGUUCGUUCAAGCAAACCGAAGAUGGUAUCAAUUCUCCACAAAGAACUAGAACGCUAUAAGUGGAAGAACGUAAAACCGUCAAGUUGCAGGUCAUGCAGGCGAAGUUCGGAGGCUGUUAUCCACCUCGGCCUUUGGCCUUGGUGGAUGACAUUCUCCUCGAUCUGCAUCAUUCUUCGCAUCAUACUCUGCCUUACUGGAGUCUAUCAUUUAUUCAUUUAGUUGUGAACGAUAAGGGGAAGAUCACGACAAAACAUACGUCACUUGCACAUCUCCCAUAAUGCACCUUAUUUGCCCCCCAAAAUUUUGCGUAACCUUUUAGUGUUCGUUCAAGCAAACCGAAGAUGGUAUCAAUUCUCCACAAAGAACUAGAACGCUAUAAGUGGAAGAACGUAAAACCGUCAAGUUGCAGGUCAUGCAGGCGAAGUUCGGAGGCUGUUAUCCACCUCGGCCUUUGGCCUUGGUGGAUGACAUUCUCCUCGAUCUGCAUCAUUCUUCGCAUCAUACUCUGCCUUACUGGAGUCUAUCAUUUAUUCAUUUAGUUGUGAACGAUAAGGGGAAGAUCACGACAAAACAUACGUCACUUGCACAUCUCCCAUAAUGCACCUUAUUUGCCCCCCAAAAUUUUGCGUAACCUUUGUUUUUCGUUUCUCCUGGGUAUUACAGCCGUCCUAAGAGAAAUUGAAAACAAUGCUUACGCAGAAUUUUGGGGAGCAAAUAAGGUGCAUUAUGGGAGAUGUGAGGGUGGGUGUCACGUUUGUCACGCACAAUUGUUUUGUCAUCCUGUUGCGUAAGCUCGCUAAUAAUAAAUUAAAGACGCCUCAAUGACAGCAUAUAUUUAUUCUUCUUUCAGCCUCCGAGUGGCAUGAUAGUUGGCUGCCAGUGUAGUAAAUGUCCCUUUCACGGCACAAAGGACCAAGAAACCAGAUUAAAGAGUGACAGCAAAAACUUCACCAACCACGCAUCCCCUGCGGUCCAUGUACCCCCUCCUAACAACAAUCACAAUCACUGCCAUCCACAACACAUUGUACCUCCUCCCCCGACACCUCUUCAUUGUCCCUUAGAGGACCCCCCUCAGGACCUCAGUGGCCUUUUACUGGACAGCAGCCUCAGGCAAAUCAAUUAUAAUGGUUACCAUAACAACUUAGAUGGUUGCGCGGAGGUUGAUGGUGGAGAAAACAGCUUGAGUGACAGUAACAGCGAAUAUGAAGAUGACGACGACGACGAUGAUGACGAUGAUGAUGACGAAGAGGAGGAGGAUGAUGGCAGUAGUUGCUCCCCACGGAGAACAAGCCAGUGUUCAGGUACUUGACUGUCUACAUAUUAUUGGCCUGGCAAUGCAGCCGUCUCUCAUAACUCCUUGCCGCCACCGGCGAAACAAGGAGUCCAUCGUGUUUCAUCCACUCGCCUCAAAUUAAAAACGAGAAUAAUACUGAGUAUGAGUUAGCAUUCGCAAAGAUUUUUGGGAUCGCUCCGGUCAGCCAAAUUGUUUUCUCUGUCGUCAGAAACAGUCCCAGAAGUCUUCGCGAAAGUUAACUCUUCCCAGUUUCCUCUUCGUCUCCAAAGGUUUUUUUUGUAAUUUAAUAGCUUUUAUCAAUUUUUCACACUUAAAUAGUGAAUACAAAACAAAAACACUGCAAAAAGUUAACAAUUACUUUAAAACUUACGUAAAGUGAGGCGCAUAUGCGGGACACCCCUUCUACGAGCUUACAAAUGGCAAAAAUUUCUUCCAUUUCUUAAAAUGUGUGGUUAGUUUGUUCCGCCUGUUCGCUAAUAAAGUCGUUUCUAAACUGGCAAAUAGAGAUAUUGCUGCUGUAUUCGCAGGCUAAGGUCAAAGCUGUCAUUAAGCGUUGUAAUCGUAACGGCUGUUGCAGCUGUGGUCAUAUAAUGUUACGUUUUUCAAAGUGGAAAGCUAAAGGAGACAGUAGAAAUACUUUGUGAAGAGUUCCAGGUGAAACUUCACUGGUUACAGCUGCUGAAAAACCUUAACGAAAGCCCUGAAGAUAGUGUGUAAGUGAUGUGACAUCUUCAAUUCCGCACCACUUUUAAAUUCAAUCACAAAAAAUAUUCGCUAAAAAUGAUAUCUGUUGUUAGAACGAGAACUAUCCUAUAAAGGUAAAACAAACCUCAAGCAAUAUUUUUUUUUCAUGCGCUGUUACAGAACUGCACUGACUACUUAAAACCCCUGUAGAUCGUCAACCGGGUGAUAUAUCUCGGCUUCGUUUUUUGCAGACGUUGAUGGACUGGGGCUUGAUGUGCCACCCGGGUCACCCUCGAGUGUGCGCAGUAGUGGAGAUGGCAGCUCAUGUGACACUCCACCUGUCAAUCAAUGUUCGUCAUCAACAGAUGAUGGUAGAACAGACCGCGGCAAAUACUGUGAUUGUUGCUACUGUGAAUUUUUUGGCCACGCUGCAGUAAGUAACUGCUAAUUGAUUGUCUCCAAUGUAACCCUCUGAUGGAUCAAAUCUCUUGUUAUAUAGCGGGAAAUUUUUUUCCCAGCAGCGUGCGGUCUCGUAGGUUACUUCCAUCAAGGUCACACCGCACAUGACAAUUUGAAUGAACCUUUUUCCUACCAAAAGUCCCUGAGCGGGCAACACUGCAAAAUCUGUGAUGUCAGAGGGCUACAGUGCUGUGACAAAUCACUUUCGUCUGUUCAACACAAACUACUCAUUGUGGGGACUUUCCUCGUUGAAUGGUUGUUAUCUUAUGUCUUUUAGCCUCCUGUAGCACCCACCAGCCACAACUACACAGAGAUGCGGGAUAAGUUAAGAAAUCGACUCAAUAAGCGACAGGUGAGAUUAUUUGUAGAGCCCUGAACUUCAUCGAGAUGUUGGAAUGUUAUAAAAUGCUGAUAAGACACUUUGCCAGUAAAUAUCCUGAGUGACCCCUUCACUUUCCAGUGGCGUCGCACCUCCUGGAGGGAUCUACUGAAAUCAUUAGACCCCUAUAUGUUGCAGCUCUUUUCUUUUUGGGCCAAGUUCCAUUGUUAACUUUGUUUUUUCAUUGGUUGCCUAACCAAUUCAGUGAAGCCUUAUUACGGCCGCGAGUACAUUUCACUUUUAAAUCAAGAGUGCAGAAGUCUGACUUCAAGAAAAAUCAAGUUUCAUUUUAACUCAUGGAAAUAAUGAUAAUAAAAAAUCCAAGUGAUUCCAAGCUAUAGCUGCUACUGAGGUUUCGUUCAAAUGGACACAACAAAGGUUUUCCUGAACAGACUAAACAGUUUAAACUACCGUCGAACAUCUGUCAACAUCUACCACUUCACAACGCGUACUUUUUAACGCGUGAAUACGGGCACUCCAAUAUGCAUAAGGGUCACUCUUUCAUUCAGAUCUACAUUGAUGCUCUUCAUUAUUAGUCGGCCCCGAACUCGAGAGCGCCCGAUAUCUCUAGUCAAUGUUUAUCGUCGUAGAUCGAUCUUUUCUGAAGUCCGCUGUGAUAAAGUUCACUCGGCACGCAUUAGGCCCAGAGUUCCUUGGAGCUGACAUUACAAUGAUUGUGUAGUUUCAGGAAGAUUAGGCGUCUUCAGUGGACUUUGAACGUUUCAGUUAAGCACCAUGGCUAACUUAGAGACUGUAUUUCUGUACAUUUGACUUGACUCUGUAAUCUUCUUUUUCCGCGAGUUGGCCACAGGCCUUCGUUGAUUUGUAACGGCGGAAGGUCAUCACAGUCAUUAAUGAUAACAGUGUGUUUUGUUGCAGCCCAACCAGACGGCACAAGAAGACAAGAAAAACGCGCCUGUGGUUGAUCACCGGUCAGUGGAUGACCUCCUGACAUUCAUCAAUGGGCAAGGCGUAGAAGACGAGGGGGCGCGGUCAAAAUCUAAAGCGCAAAAAAGAGCGCGACAGAAACAAAAAAAGGUAUAGUUACUUUUGCUUUCCUAUUAAAUUUAUAUUUAUAUUUUAAUUGACGUUGAAGGGAUUAUUUAUGUGCCACGGUUUGUGUUCGGCUCGGUUCGAUGAAGAUUAGCGGCAACACGAGAACGCGAGGAAACCUAGUUAACUUUCGCAAAGACUUCUUGAACUGUUACGAUGGACAGGAAAAAAAUUGACAAUAGUAUUUAUUUAUUUAUGUAUUUAUUUAUGUAUUUAUUUACUUAUUUAUUUAUUUAUAUACCAUGUACAGCCUACCCCUCACAUUUUGAGGAUUAUUGGUAUGGUUAACAGCAACAGUAACAUUCCAGAAACCAGCAUUUGCGGGACACAUUUUGGCUUUUCGUUUCCAAAGUGGCGAACGCCAAAUCAUUGACUUGGGUAAUUUUCACUUUAUGUUUUUAGGCAGCAGAAAAAGAAAAGCAGGCCCUGAACUCGAACUAUCAAAACGGUGGUAAAUGUUCUUCUGCGGGUUGCGAGAAGAUCAACGGUGUUCAUCACGAAGGUUCCGAGAAGAAGAUAAGGAACAGGCAGCUGAGUGAAGAUACUCGGAAACGAGAAAUGCCUGCAAUGAACGAUAAAAACUGUGAAGAAGGAAAGCGGGCACAGUGGAGGAAAAUGGAGGAGCCUAAGCAGAAGCAAAGGGAGGACUUAAACGAGUGUUCCAAGUCACGCAAGAAGCAGAGUCAGUCGCGACAAAACAUCACGGUGUCACGCCAGGAUUCAAAAGAGAUUAACGGCAAGGAAAAUAAUCUCGGCCCGCAGCGACAGACUGGGGAAAAACCGGAGAAACAGCGACAGGAUUCGUUAUCCCAAGUCCCGAUUCCUGUGGAGAUUUGCAAGGAGGAUGCCCAAGAUAAGUCGGAUAGCAGCAGCCGGUCACAGCAGAAGAAACAGGGGAAGAAAAAGAAGAAAAUGUCGCUUGGUAAAUAUGGAGCUUAAGACCUUAAAUGGCAUCAUCGUUAUUUAUAAAGUAUAACAGAAAGCAUCGUACAAGAUAAUUUCUAACUAGCUCUUAUUUUAUUAAAUUAUUACACUUUCUCAGGCGCGAUGUACAUCACUACAGGAAAGUACGGCUCAGUAGCUUUCACUGUAUAUUAUUAUUCGUUAUCAAUGCUGCUCUGUAAAUCAGAACAUUCCUUCUAAAAAUAUCAACAAAUCAUAUUUCAUAGUUGUUCACAUCCUGUAUUUCCCCCUUUCAGAUGACGUUUUCUUGCCCCGUGAAGAUAUUGAGGUAGGCUUUUUACUUUCAUUCCACUUUGUUAUCUUUUUGUUGUUUGUACUUUCGUUUUACAUCACCCUGCUAGCAGGGCGUUUAUUCUGCUUGCUCGUUUUUGGCGAACUCGAGCAAGACUCUGCUUGAAUAUUAAGAUCUCUGUUGAGCAUGUGCCGCUUUUUGUUUGGAAACAGUGUCGAACCCAGGCCUAAUAACCUAACCGUGCGCUUUGUACAGCGGGCUCAGUUAUGAUCAUCGGUUUAUCAAUAAACGAAUGAUCGCAAUUUGACGAGAAUACCAAGAUUAAAUAGUUCGGCGACUUACAAGGCUUGACGUGAUUCAGGCAGAGCUUACUUUUCUCCUCCUCGAUCAAGAAAAAGACAAAGAGGCUCUGCUGGCAAGGUGUGGUUGUUCUUGAUAAAAACAAAAACAUACACUCUUUGGUAAAUAUUACGCCCAGAUAGUUAAAGUUUCUAAAAGUCCUUUACAGUUAACUCUCUCCAAGACGGACACCUUUGGGACCGGCACUAAGUGUCCGUCUGAGAGAGAUGUCCGUCUUAUAAAGAGUUAAAUAAAGGGAAUAAGCAAAGGCAGGGACCAACUCUAGGUGUCAACUGUUUGUCCUUUCCUGGUUGGUUAUGCCAUUUUAAAGGACGUUUCAUACCUGUUUGGCGCGAAAUUCACCGGUCAAAAAUUCUACGGCUGAAGUCAUGACAACUUACCAAUAGGACAGUGAGUGAUAUUUCACGCCGCUCCCGAAAUUCACCGGUCAAAAAUUCUACCGGUGACUUCAUGACAAUUGACCCAUAGGACUGUGAGUGAUAUUUCACGCCGCUCUCGACACAGCAUAUGUCAAUCAUUUUUUUUCUCGCGUGAAUUUAUAAUGUGAUUCAAAUCCAUUCAGGCAAAACAAGUCGACCUGAAACUACGUCCCUCGCUUGAUCGCUGCGCGACCUCGUGCCUUGAAGCUUGCUUCCCUCACUUUUAAGAACUUAUGAGAGGUAGACUUGUAGCAAGUCUAGGUGUGGAAGUCCUUGAUUUUCCUUAAUAAUGAUAAAAACAAAAACGUACACUCUUUGGGAUAUGUUUUGCCUAGCAUAGUACACAACCAACAGCUAAAUGUCGGCUUACUAAUACAUGACGCCGUUAUUAUUAAACCCGGCCUAGUCACAAGGGGCGCUUUCCAUUUAACAAAAAUUCUGGUUUGAAUUUUCGGAAAUUCCAGGUGCCAAAAUGAGCGGUAUAUUCCGGUUGCACAGACCCGACCCAGGCCACCGCGCAUUUGGUUAUUGUUCUUGUAAGCAGGAUACAAAACAGCGGUACUGGGGACAACAAUUUUAUCAAAUUGAAAGGCACAUUUCGGUCCGACCGAUCGAAAUGACCAGACCGGUCAAAGUGGACCACUUUUAAAGCUGGUCCUCCGUUCCAUUUGAUGUACCAACCGAAUUUUACGGAAUUUUGGGUUGAAGUUUUGACCUUUGAUCAGAAGCCUGAAACUCGCGCUUUCCCGCACUCCCUAACGUGUGGUUACUUUUAGUAUACAUAGUUUAUUCACUUUUUAGGGGUAACAUAAAUACUGGUAACCCAGUAGUUUCUAUUGUAGCCCACAAAUAAGACCAGAAACACGAAGACACUUUGAAAACAUUUGGAAAUAAACAUAACAAAGUUAAGAAGCCCAACUGCCCCGAAGCAAACCAGUUGGCUAUUUACAAGCGUGACCGACGAGUUAACCUCGGGACCCUCGAGAACAAAUCCAGCUAGUGAUUUAAAGGCGGGGGGAGGUGGAGGAUUGAACCAAAGGCCCCCAGAUUGCAAUACCAGCGCUUUAACCGCUCAACCUCGCUGCCUCCUUUGGUGACCUUUGAUGCACUAACAUAAUUCCUGAAAUGAGCACACUCUUUCCCCCUUUAGUCAUAGCUAUAACAAAAUUCUCAAAUCUGAUUGGCUAUCUAUUGUACUGAUUUAAGCACUAAUAGGACAGUACGCGCCAUCAUGCGCGCGCUUCAACGGUUUUUUUUUCUUCACUGCUAGCAAAAAACUCUGGGAAUUUCUUGUGCUUUGAUUUUAAAAAGCCUGCAAAUUUUGUUAUAGUCAUGAUUUUGAUUAAUUGGUAACAGAACUUCGUGUCUUCCAAUUCGGUCUGUAAUCAUACUCGUAAUAAACAAAUCGGACGACCGCGUAUUUUGUUUAUCAUUCCGUCUCGUAUGAUUACAGACCGAAUUGGACUCAACUCAGUCCUACUACCAUUAUUAAUGACGAAUUAUUAAGGACCGAGAUCGGUUUGAUUUGUCAUUUAUUUUUUUGUAGACUGACAAGCUUACCCAAAUGGAUGAAGCCGAGCGUGAAUUGGAGGAGUUCAAAAGGUAUGGAAGCUCAGAAAAGUCGUUUUAAUAGUCAGGAUUGACGCGUUCGUUUGGGAUGCUUAAGAUACAUGGCCCACUGCCUAUGCUGUGGUUACUGUCGUGCCUGGACAUCCUUUGUGCUUCUCGUGUAUUGUCGUGUAUCUAGUUUACAGAUCUUGCUCUUUUAGGAAAAAACAGAGUGUCUGCUAACCGUUAUCGUUUUGCUUCAGGUUUUGCAUGAAUCUAACACCACUGGAGAGAAGGGAACGUAUUCCAGUAAAUGUCAACCUGAAGGGGCUCCUGGGCGGCAAGAAAAAUGGUUCCUCGUAGAUAAUGCUCCACAUUCUACCUCAGCCCCUGAUCAAAGUGGGCCCCCAGGCCCGUUGAUCCAGUUUUACCCGAUGACCUAUUUGACUAGACGAGCCACUUAAAAAGCAGCUUAAAAAAGGCGGCAGACGAAGUCUUUCAUCGAUGAGUUUUCAUUUCAAUUUAAUCAAAUGCACAGAGAAUUAUAUUACCAAAUAAAAUGUCUAUUUAGUUUCGUGAAGAAUUCCAC
Molecule: messenger RNA, 32797 nt
Organism: Porites evermanni
Lineage: Eukaryota; Metazoa; Cnidaria; Anthozoa; Scleractinia; Poritidae
Source: the annotation of a GenBank genome assembly